UAACAAUUUGCAACGGCUACUUUGUGUGUGGUUGUGUUGUGUCUCUCUCUUCCUUUUUCGCACGCAACAUCAAAGACCACAGCUUUCAUUUCAAAGUGUUAGGUGCAAAGAAAGUAAAUUAAGAGAGAGAGGGAGAGAGUGAAAGAGCAAAAGAAACAAACACCCACUUGUGUCUUGCAAUGGAAUCUGAAAGAGAGCAACUUGUGGAAGCACAAGAACAAGAAAAAGAAGAUGAAGAACAAGCAUUAGUUUUGAAAACUACUAAAGUGGUGGAGUAUUUGGUGCCAAAGAUGUCAAUUGAGCUUUUGUGCAAGUUCCCAGAUAACUCUGCUUAUGACUUUGACUACUCUCAGAGCACUAUUUGGUCCCCUUUGCUUCCCAGACCCUAUAGUCCCAUGGAUUUGGAUCUUAUCACUCCAAGGAAGCUUUCCUAUGACAUGGGUUUGGGAGCAAAAUGUAGUGUCAACAAAGUGGGUUCUAAGCUUAGGAACAAGUUCAAUCUCAACCUUGACUUCAUCAAAAAACAUAGCAAGAGUAAGAACAAGAAGGGGCCUUCAGAUUUCUCACCAACACCCUUUAGAGGUGCUUGUAAUCCCAUCAUGAACAAGCGAUGGGCAAGAGCACUGAAAGCUGCCUCAAAACAGUUCAAGAAAUGGAAGGUGAAGAAAGACCCCAUUGCCCAUAUGAUGCUACCCAGAUCAUGAUUAUUGAAUAUUUGUUUUGUUGGUGUUGUUAUUACUUUCUGUAAUUUUGGGAUUUCAUUCAAUCACUAAAUAUUCUCUGUUUA
This is a messenger RNA of Cajanus cajan (pigeon pea), 787 nucleotides long. RefSeq lists its product as uncharacterized. The record is from RefSeq and is a predicted model, not a curated record. NCBI's taxonomy places the organism in Eukaryota, Viridiplantae, Streptophyta, Magnoliopsida, Fabales, Fabaceae.